Messenger RNA from Schistosoma turkestanicum, 735 nucleotides. Lineage: Eukaryota; Metazoa; Platyhelminthes; Trematoda; Strigeidida; Schistosomatidae. The record is from the annotation of a GenBank genome assembly.
GUUUGUGCGCCUACAUGAUUAUGAAUCUUCAAUGCAUACCGUCACAAGAUAACUUACUUGCUGUGAGUGAAUCAAAAGAGCUAUCAAAAAUUAAAAUUCCAUUAGGAGAGCAAAAUUUCAUUCAGUCAUGUCAUUCAUAUCCAUUGGCUAUACCAAAGAAUAAAAGUCCAUUUUAUGUUAUUUAUGAUGAUGGUGUACAAAGUGAUUGUUGCACAAGAUCAUCUGAUCCAUUGAUCAAUGGUCCUGCGAGAUGUGAUUGUCUUUUCGCGACUAUUCUAGCUACAGUCAGUAUCAUAUUGUUGCUUAUUGGGAUAGUUUUAACCAUACUGCACUAUGUAGUCGGUAUGGAAUUUUACACUGUUAACCGUGGUCAAACUGUUGGUCCAUUAUUAAUAGGCCUCACAGUUAUCCCGUUUGUAUUCAUGAUCUAUUUUAUAUGUACAGCUAAGUUUAAACUGGUUGAUUAUGUUGAACAGAUGACAAUGAAUUAUCGUAUCAAAGAACGAAUGGCAUAUAGACAACAUCAGGCAGAACUAGCACGAAGUUCAAUUGGAUUACGAAGCUCGUCCAGACACAGUUGACUAAUCGAAUAAAUUAGAACACAAAAUGGACUAAUCUCAUUCAAUCAUUGAUCUUUGUGAAUUUAAUUUAAAGAAUAUUUUUUCAAUUGUGAAAAUUAUAACAACAAACUAAUUGUAUGGGACUUUUUUUUAUUUAAAAAACAUCAAUAAAGAC